UAUUUUUAGACGCAACAGUGGUUCCUCCGUUCAAACCAGGACACGACACGCGUAGCGAUUGGCUCAAAUGGAAACGCGUUUUGGAGCGCUAUUUGAAGCUGAGCAAAGUGACCGAUGAAGAAGAGAAAUGUGACCUGUUGUUGGUACUUGGUGGUAUUGAAUUGCAAGACCAAUAUGAGAAAAUUGUCCAUUAUGAAGUUAUGACCACCGAUGCUGAGACAGAUGAACAGAGAGUUGACAAAUAUGCUUCGAUCAUCCUAUCGCUUGACAGAUACUACGUACCCAGAACAAACAAGCGAUAUGAACGUCAUCUGUUGCGCAGUAUCAAGCAGGAAGAGACCGAAUCAUUCGACAAUUUCGUUAACCGCAUACGAGAACAAGCCAACAGAUGUGAAUUCGCUGACGUCAGCGAUGCUACGAUCGAUCAAAUAAUCGAAGGCUGUCUCUCCCAAGACUUCCGCAAGAAAUUGCUGUCGGAGGACAAAUCUUUCGAGGAAAUACUGCAGCUGGGAAAAGCAAUGGAAGACCUGCAAACUCAGUGUAAGGCGUAUGUGAAAGAUGUUCGUCCAUCAGAAUUCGUACAACGAGUGCAGCCGUCCUCGCAGCCAUCAAACAAGUCAGCAGUGAGAUGUUUUAGAUGCAACCGUUUGGGUCACAUUGCGCGCGACAAGAACAAAUGCUCCGCAUCUGGUGUGAAAUGCCAUACAUGUGGCGAGCUUGACCACUUCAAAAUUUGCUGUCCGAAAAAACGCAAAUGGGAUGGAAGUGACAACUCGGGGCCUGCUAAGAAACAAAAGGUGGCGUUCAGGAGAGGAUUAUACUGCGUCAACGCUGGAGAUAAAAGCGAUACCUUGGCUUUCGAAGUUGGUGGCAUAAAAAUACAGAUGUUAGUUGAUUCCGGUUCACCGCCUAAUAUCAUCACACAGAAGACUUACGGAGAGCUGAAACGAGCAGGAGCAGAUAUCAUCAACGAGCGCGAAGCAUUCGAAGAGAGCAAGCAAUACCAAGGAUACGGAUCAUCAGACACCAUCCACUUCAGUAAGGCUUUCGAAACCGAAAUUAAAAUACCAGGUGAAGAAAAUGGAGUCUGGAGUUACGUUCUGGUUUCUCCUAAUGGGCAAACCAAUUUACUAUCCAAAUCGACGGCUUUUGCUCUCGGAGUACUGAGAAUUGGCUAUGACGUUGGAAGCGAAGUCAAUACCAUUACUGGCGCUGAACAAAACCCCAAAUCACCUUUCCCAAAAGUGCCUGGAAUACAGUUGAAAAUACACAUUGAUCCAUCCGUCACUCCUGUAUGUCAGCCAAUACGACGUUUACCUAUCGCUAUGGAAGCAGAAGUUGAACAACAGAUACAAGAGUUACUGGCACAAAAGAUCAUAGAGAAGGUUGAACAUCCCACAAGCUGGGUAUCUCCACUAGUUCCUGUCCGGAAAAGCGAUGCGAAACUCCGUCUGUGCGUCGACCUUCGAGCAGCGAAUAAGGCAGUACUAACCGAGAAAUAUCCGAUGCCCAACAUAGAAGAAGCUUUAUCGUCUAUCCACAAAGCUGAAAUGCUGUCAACGCUUGAUUUGGAGUCCGCAUUUUACCAUCUUGAGCUUGAAACAGAAAGCCGUGAUAUAACUACAUUUGUUUCAAGAAGUGGACUGUAUCGUUUCACACGACUCGUUUUUGGAAUAAAAAGCGCUCCGGAGCUAUUCCAAAAGACAAUAGCAAACCUUAUCGGCGGGAUCAAAGGGGUCAUAAUAUACCUCGAUGAUAUAUUGAUCUUUGCUGAUUCAGUCGAAGAACACGAUCGCAUUCUUGCAUUGGUAAUGGAGCGGCUGAAAACCUUCAACCUAAAGGUAAACGAAAAGAAGUCCGUAUUGAGAGCAUCAAGCGUUGAAUUUCUUGGGUUCAAGGUUUCGAAGAAGGGAGUAAGUCUCACUGAAACGAAGAUUAAGGCAUUUCUGGACAUGCGCGCUCCACAAACAACUAGCGAGCUGCGUUCACUUCUGGGUACUGCACAGUUCUUUGGAAAGUUCAUUGAGAACCUUUCAAUGCGUACCCAUCACAUGAGGCAACUACUGCAUAAGGGAACCGCGUUUUGUUGGAAGCCAUGCCAUCAAAAAGAACUUGACGAUCUGAAAACGUCGAUAGCAGAUCAAAGGACGCUCAAGUAUUACGAUCCUCGUGAUAAAACGUAUUUGAUAACCGAUGCCGGUCCGAGCGGCCUGGGCGCAGUUUUAGCACAAGCAGAAAAUGAUGAAAUUCGUCCGGUUGUGUGUAUUUCUCGAAGCCUCACACCCUGUGAAACCAAAUACUGUCAAACCGAGAAAGAGUGUCUCGGAAUUAUCUGGGCUAUGGAAAAAUUGUAUAUCUAUCUCUACGGAACACGUUUCACCCUCAUUACGGAUUGUAAGCCGCUUGUGUAUUUGCUUGACCGCGUCCGUUCGAGACCAUCUGCUCGAAUGGAGAGAUGGAUAUUACGUCUCCAGAAUUUUGACUUCGAUACCCGUUAUGAACCGGGCGACAAAAACGUUGCCGAUGCUUUCUCAAGGCUUUGUUCACCCCAGCCCCAUGGUGCUCACGAAGCAGAUGUUGUGAGCUGGAUAACACCUUACAUGCAGCCAUGUAGAAUCAGCAAAACUGAACUGGAACGAGCCAGUGCAGAGGAUACGAUUUUGAACAAAAUCCGUGAAGCUUUGACAACAGGGGAUUGGACGGACGUUCCAGCUCAGUUCAAAACACUUGGAAUCAAAGAGGAACUGUCCCAGUACGGUGAGUUGAUUCUACGUGGAGACCGAAUCGUCAUUCCUGCGGCUCUUCAACGAAGAGUCACAGAGAUAGCGCAUCUUGGUCAUCAAGGAUCGACAGCGAUGAAAGCACAUUUAAGAUCGAGAUUGUGGUUUCCAGGGCUAGAUGACCUCGUAGAAAAGACCUUGAAAGCGUGUAAGGAAUGCACGAUGAUGGCGAAACCUGAUCCACCGUGCCCAAUGGCAAGAAGACUACCGACUCUCCCGUGGCAGGAUGUUGCAAUGGAUUUCAUCGAAGGACUGCCCCAGGAUUACUCAUUGCUCGUAGUAGUUUGCUACACAACUCGAUACACAAUGGUAGAACCAAUGAAGCAUCCAACUUCGUCGAUGGUGGUGAUGGCACUGCUGAAAAUGUUCAGCAAAUUUGGCAUCCCUCAAUCGAUAACAACUGAUAAUGGCCCUCAGUUCCGUGCUGCAGAACUCGCAAAGUUUUGCAACUCCUACAAUAUACAUCUGAACCUAACAACUCCGUACUGGCCAGAACGCAACGGUGCUGUCGAAAGACAAAACCGUAAUUUGAAAAAGAGGAUUAAAAUCAGUGUGGCACAGGAAACCGAUUGGAAGCGGGAUCUCUACGAAUAUCUCUUGUUCUAUCAUUCGACCCCUCAGGAAACUACCGGCCUGUCUCCAGCAAAAAUGAUGUUUAACCGAGAGCUGAUUAGCUAUCUACCGACGAUUCAGGAUCCGAAGAGAGUAUUCUUUGAAGGAGCAGAAGAACGUGAUGCGUUGACCAAGGAACGUAAAAAGCAAUAUGCCAAUACAAACAGACAUGCCAAAGAAAACGAUCUUAUGGCUGGUGACACCGUGUUAAUGCGUAAUUUGAAACUAGGAUCAACUCAACCAAACUUCCGGCCAGAAGAGUUUGAAGUAAUCGAUGCGAACGGUAGUGAACUUGAGGUCAGGUCUAGAGAAACCGGAAAGGAGUACAAGAGAAACCGAACUCAUUUGAAGAAACUAUCCUCUCACGACUCCAGCGACGUUGAUAUACAAUCAGGUCUACAACCACUUCCAUUGGACGUUGUCGACGACUGCCGGGAACCUAUCAGAAACGGGUCUCAUUGCGAACAAGAGCAGACGAGCUUCGAAGUGGUACAGCGAGAAGAGGAUAGUCGCCCCCAAAGGAAAAGAAGCGCUCCAGGAAGAUACAGAGAUUUUCACCUGUAUCAGUAAUCGUUGAACAUUUUAAAGACAAGAUAUUCGCUAAUAAAUAAGAAUUAAAUGAAAGCUAUUGUCUUGGCUAUUGUAGAUGUUAUAUCCAAAUUGGAGGAGGGAUGUACCGAUGGGAACAACUAUACCUGAAUCAAGAGUCACUUUGGUUAUCUGACAGAUCUAUACAUCGCGGGCGGUUUAUGUGUGCGUGCGAAUAAGGGCACUCAAAGAGCGGCAGUUUACGGUUAGACAGGAACGGGAACGCAUCGGU
Molecule: messenger RNA, 4212 nt
Organism: Aedes albopictus (Asian tiger mosquito)
Lineage: Eukaryota; Metazoa; Arthropoda; Insecta; Diptera; Culicidae
Exons: 3
Coding region: 201-3962 (1253 amino acids)
Biological process (GO): DNA integration
Molecular function (GO): nucleic acid binding; zinc ion binding
Source: RefSeq, a predicted model, not a curated record